GUGGCAUAGUGGGCGUGGGCGUGGGUUGGGGCCCUGGCGCCGCACUUUAUGUGGGUGUUAACCACUGCCUUAAAACAAUUGGGUGCUAAUAAUCCCAGUUAAUCUGCAUAAGUGAGAGCGUGUGAAUAUGCCUGGAAGGCAGUGGUGCACGAAUUACUGGCACGCCACAUCCUUGGAAGUACUCUGCUCUGCUCUGCUCUGCUCUUUGAUGGCAUCAAUAUAAAAGACCUGGCAGGACCCUCACUUACUCAGACGGUGCUCAGACCUCGUCCUGUGUGGUUUGAACUGAAACAUGAUGCGUCUCCUGCUGCUGCCCCUGUUCCUUUUCACCCUCUCCAUGGCCUGCAUGGGCCAGACGUUUCAGUACUCCCGCGGCUGGACCAACGGCAAGCGGGCCCUAACUCCGUCCUCUCUUCUGGGCAAUGGACACUUCCAUCGUGGCAACGAAUUGGCUUUCUCAGAUCUCUAUGACGUCCAGGACUGGAGCAGUGAACGCAGACUGGAACGCUGCCUGGCGCAGCUGCAGCGAUCGCUGCUGAGUCGGGUCUAUGGCUCCGGCACAGACUUCAACGCGAAUCGUGCCGAACUGGAAACCAGCGACAGUGGCAGCUCCCGCAACAGAGGAAAUAACAACAACGAAAAUGUUUUAUACCCAAAUCCCAUUCAAAAUCGGCACCACUCGUCGAAUGAACUUCUUGAGGAAAUCACUGCUGCGGUGGCCGGAACCGGAACGGCGGGUGCGGGCUCCGGCGAGCCGAGCGUGUUUGGAAAACAUUAGCUCAGACUUCGAAUUGUUAUUGUAUUUUAAAUCUUUUGUGGAACUAGCAAGAAAAUGCUACAAAAAUGUAAAAAAAAGGAACAUGUUAUAUUU
Drosophila subobscura is the source of this 871-nucleotide messenger RNA. RefSeq names its product pro-corazonin. NCBI's taxonomy places the organism in Eukaryota, Metazoa, Arthropoda, Insecta, Diptera, Drosophilidae. Bases 293 to 778 code for a protein of 161 amino acids. The transcript has 3 exons. The record is from RefSeq and is a predicted model, not a curated record. Gene Ontology annotation, molecular function: corazonin receptor binding. Gene Ontology annotation, biological process: positive regulation of heart contraction.